This is a messenger RNA of Tigriopus californicus, 7488 nucleotides long. RefSeq lists its product as uncharacterized. The transcript has 6 exons. NCBI's taxonomy places the organism in Eukaryota, Metazoa, Arthropoda, Copepoda, Harpacticoida, Harpacticidae. The coding region runs from base 242 to 7282 and encodes 2346 amino acids. The record is from RefSeq and is a predicted model, not a curated record.
CGCGAUUGGAUCUGAGAGUUUUGAGCUGCAUGAAGUUAGUAGUAGAGUCCAUUGACGAUUAGGAGAUGGCAAAUCUUUACAAGAAUCACCGUGUUGACGAAGAAAAGCAUACACGUCUACUUUUCCAAAAGUUAAAGUGCUAGUGAGUAUUAUUGAGGAACUAUCUUUGACAGGGAAACGAAGCUAUGAUUUGCAUUUGGCUUAUGAACCAUUUCAUACAAUGAUGCUCAAGAGCUGAACCAUGGAAAGACCCCAACCAGACCCCUCUGUUCCGGGGAUGGGUGGCGAUUCGUUUGAAUGGACCCCCGAAGCCUAUGAAGAGCUCCGAUUAUGUCGCAACCGGGCCUAUGCCAAAUCCAACAACAAACGGAGACAGCAUUUGCCGGCUUCGUUGUCGGCUUUCCUCCAGAAGGAAUGGACCGCUUCCCACCCCGGCGGGGUGAAAUUAACCGGCCGAUUCUUGCUCAAUGCCUAUGUGCAACACUUUGAGGCCCCCAUGAGAGAGAAGAAGCGACACUUGUUUGGAGGAAGAAAGCGGGUGCCCCCUGGGGUCAAUCAUCCCAAGGGAAACAAGGCAGUUCAGCCCGCUAUCGCCACGGCUCAAGGAUCCGAUGCACUCGAAGACAAUAAUGGUGAUAAGCAAUGGAGUGACAGCAUGCUCAAGGCUCUUGUGGCCUGUUCUCAACGAGCGGAAUUGGUCGUAGGGGAACCCAACUCGAGCGAUUUCUCGACGGCGUUGUUGGACGAAUGGAAGAAGAUCUACCCGGAAUCGACUUUCACGGCUCGGAACUUGAAAUCCCGCUUGAUGAUUUACAAUCAAACUCGUGCGGAACUCCCUCCUCCGGCUAAGAGAACACGUUCCGAUGAUGGUGAGGAAGCCGAGGAAACUGAGGAAGCUGGCGAUCAAGGAUCCACUCAGAGUGAGGAAAUCCAAUCGAGUGUGAGCUUAGACUCGGAACUCCAAUCCACCACCCUGGCCGAUGUCGAAGAUGAGUUUGCUCCGUCCAAGUCACCCGCAGCCAAUUCUGACCCAGAGGCAUCGAAGGUCUGCCAGAAGCAUGUGCUACAUAUGUUUAAGGACCCCGACGAUUCCAUUGCGUGCAUACUAACUGAGCAGAUGCUUCAGAUACGAAAUGAUCUUAGAUCCUCUUUCCCCGGUUGUGAUCUCUUUUAUCCCAAAAAGCCCAAAGGGUUUUCAGGUCUGAUGCUCAAGACGUGGAGAAGUCAUUAUCCGAAUUCGGAUGAAAAUAUCAAGUCUGUGACGGUCAAGUUCCUGAAAUACGACACUGCUGCUUUUGCCACACGCAAGUUCGCGGAACCUUUUAAAGAUUCCGUCUGGACCGAUGAAAUGCUUCAAGACAUCAAAAAGUCAAGGGACUAUGCGGAACAAAAGUGUGGGGCAGGGGCGACUUCGCAUAUGAUCACGCGGCAUUGGAAGAAAGCGUGGAAAGCCAUAUAUCCGAAGUUGGACUUGGACUGGAAAUCAAUUGUGCACCAAUAUCAAACCCAUUAUGGAGGAGGCUACUCCAUGCAGACUGAGAACAGCAAUAGUAGUCGAGUCGGUGGAGUCAAUGGGGACAAGACUUCAUUUUUAGAGGAUCCGGACGAAAAAGUAAAGGGCUUCAGACACUGGACAUCGAAAACCAAGCAAGAUCUUCUUGAGACCAAAAGACGGGUGAUGGAAGAAUAUCCGGAUUUGGAACCGGGCUGUUCCGAGUUCAAUCGCCUCCUUUUGCAACAAUUCACCAAAGUUCACCCCAAGUGUAUGGAAAGUACGAGAAGUAUCUUUUCCAAAGUCCAAUCCAUAGAGAAAGAAGAAGCCAAUAACGUGCAAUUCCCCAUCGCAGACUCAAACUCCCAUCAAGUGCAAUUUUACUCUCGAAAUGGUAGCACUUCGCUCUCACCCACAAACGGAGCCGAAGCGUACCCAAGCGCAUUGUUCUCCGACCGAUUGAGCGAGUCGACCUUUGAAAACGAUGCUGACUUGAAGAUCUCACCGAACGGGAAGGGUUGGAAGGGUUCCGGGGAAAGGACGGGCUCCAAUGAUAAGGAAAACGAAAUGGACAGUCAGUCGAACGCGCGCUUAGUCGCAAAUGAAGGGAUGGAUCUUGAUUAUGAAGAUCAGGGAAGACCCGAGGAUCAGGCAGUGGCUGGGAAACUUGACUCUGCGCCCGGAAUUGAAGGUUUUGAAGGUUGGACUCUUCGAAUGAUCCGAGAUUUUAUUGCUUGCAUGGAUACAGCUCGGCGAAAAUAUGCCAUUCUGAAGGAGAACGAUCAGGACGGCUCCAUCAAGUUGGUGCCCUUGCUUUUAGAAGAGUGGAAACGCAUACAUAAAGAUUCUGUCGAAUCGGUGGCCUCGUUCCUGGUGAAGAUCAAGCACUUGAAACUGCAGAAAGAUGUGAUAAAAAAGCACUUGGGACAAUCUGGUUUAUUGCCCAAAGUCGACGGCCUGACGUCCCCUCCCGCCCCUGCCAGUAAAGCAACGACGACCAAGCCUGUCCCGACUCAAGGUGUCCGAUCUCAAAGUGAUGAAGCUUUCAAAUGGCACAAGAGUAUGAUUCGUGACGUGAUUCUAUCCCGAAAACGUGCCUUGCAGUUGAAGAACGAAGGUGUUGCCUCAGGUCGGAAAGUAUCCUUUCAUCUCUUGUGGUCCAGUGAAUUCAAACGGAUUUAUCCGAAUUCCACCUUCACUUCGAAUAAUCUGAGUGUUCAUUUCUGGUCAUGGAGGAAGCAGCAGCAACGCCUUGGCAAGGGAGAUCCUUUGUAUGAUGAGAGUCUUUCGUUGAGUGAUCUCUCCAGACCGAUGUCGUUGAGUGCGGCCAGUAAAAUUCCUCUACCCUCAUAUUGGUCAGCCUUCGAUUUGUCAGAGCUCUUAGAAAUCGGUCGUGAUGUUCAAGAACGAAUGCGGUCUUCUUCCACAUCGAAAGUGGUCAAGUCCAGGGGAUUUCCCGCCCUACUUCACUCAGAGUGGAGUCGUAGUCGGUCCAAUAGUCACUCGGAAUCUCCCAAGUCGUUGCAUCAAAUCUUUCAAAACCUGGUGAGGCGGGGGGGUAAAAUUCCCAAGGAUGAAAUAGCUAAAGCAGUGGCCAAAACCAAAUGGAAGAUCAAAUACCAGAAGAUGCUUCGGCAAUGCAUUCAAGUGAUGAAUCCGGAGAGCACGGACUUUGUGUCAUCCGUGAUUGGACAUUGGAGAGCGGCUUUUCCCUCGGCUCAAGUGACAGAUGAAGAUCUUUUCCAAAGAGUCAAAGAUAUCUGCCCUCAGAUUAGUUCAGAAAUUCCGUCCAGACAAAUUAGCCGCUCUUCGAGUGCGGAUCAGAACCUCCACGGAACCGGAGAUCAAGUGCGAGCUCCCAAUGCUCGUGGUCAGAUGUGUUGGAACAAACAAACCAUUCGCGAUUUGUUCUUGGCCCACCAGGUGGGAUUGGAGCGGAGAAGACAUCUUUUGCAGACCAUGGCCAAGAAAGAUGUUCCUCAUUUGUCGUCGUUGGUGUUGGAUGAAUUCCUCAAGUUGCACCCCUAUUGCAAACUCAGUCCUGCAAUCCUGAUGGCCAAGUGCUACUGUUGGAAGAAUGCAGUGAAUAAGGGCACUCUGGAUGUUCUUCUCGAUGACUCGAUGUGUGCUCUGAAAUAUUUGGAAUCUCGUCCCGCUGAGUUAGAUGCCUGUCCGGCAGAGAUUGCGAAUCUGGAGCGAUUAGAAGCCAGAUCCUCGGACAUAUCUUAUCGAACGUGGACCAAGCAAAUGAUCGAGUCUAUGCUUCAGGCCCGAAAGAAAGCGCUCUUACUCAAGAAAGACUCGGCUCCAGUGAAGAAAAGUGCGUCGCUGUUGGACAUUUGGUAUGACGAGUUCAAGAAACUUCAUCCGGAAUCGAAUUGUACGAAGCGAAACUUGUGGCGAAAGUACAAGUGGUAUCUGAAAAAAGUGAACAAUUCGGGAAGCGACUUGGGGUCUUCCAUAGAGUUGGCCAAUCAGCAUUCCAUGGAAUCCCACCAGACCUACCAGAACAUACAUAUCCGCAAAGAUGUGACCAUUCACAUCAAAACUCUCAUGGAAGAGGCCCGAAUUUUCCUUCCACCCAAGCUCCCCAAAGAGGCUGAAUUAAAACGGGCUGGAUUUUACAAGUACACCACUGCCACUUCAGUACCUGGAACAUCCUUUCCCCCUGGAGCUUCUGUUGCCAUUCCGGUCUCUAGCCUGGCUGGUAAAAGUGCCCCUUCAUCCCCUCUGAUUCUCCCACCCGGAGCCAUUUUCUUGCCCACUUCCGUUGGUCAACUACAAGGUCAUUCUCAAGUGUUCAUCAAUGGGAAGGGCAGGACUGGAGGCAAUUUGUUGAAAAUCCAAGCGGCUGAAAUGCAACCUGCAUCCGAAGGAUCUAGUCCUCCCGUUCAAGAGAAGGAGGCUCUUGGAGCUCCACAGGGAGAGUGCGCUGAGAAGAGUGAAGUUCAAGAGGGCAAGAAAGAUACAAUUAAACUACCCGGAGGCGCCACUCUAGUGGCGGUGACUGACCGGAAUGUGGAAGCCCUACUCAAGCCCAAACCGAUCGAGAAGCCCAAUGUGACUAUCACCAUUGGUGAGAAGAAGCUACAGGGCAGCUCCAACGAGAGCUCUCCGGCUCACUCUCCCGGACCCGCAAGUACCACAGUUAUUACUACCUCAGGGGGAGGGAUCAAAACGAGUAAAACUGCGAUAACACGGCAACCCAUCAUUCUACCCAUCAACGUGCCUAAGUUCACAGUGCCAGGUGCGCCCAUCUCCUCAACGGGGUUCGCCCAAUUAAGUCCGAUCAAAAUUCAUGCCACAGGUCAGAACAAUGCCACUCUCAAGCAGCCUUUGACGUUCGUGAGUCUGUCCCAGGCCAAUGGAGUCCUGCCCAAUUUAAAUCAAAAAGCCAUCAUCACACCAAUCCGGGUGAAGACCCGUCUCGAGGAAAUUGGCUUAUCCGAAGCCCAAUUCCACGGAUUGUUGUCCAUUUAUGAUAAAGCCCGCCAGGAAUACAUCGAAACCUUGAAGCGUGGCUACUUGGCGUUUUUCCCCUACAUUUUGGGUAAUCUGUGGCGGAGAAAGUAUCCCCAACAACCCGUUCCCGGUCGAAAAUUGACCACUGUGGUGGACAUGUACAUCGAUGAGCGGUCUAAGAACGACGCGGUGACUCCCGAAUAUCUAACGAAAAAUCCAUGUCAGUUUCGCAUGAGCGAGCAAGUUCUCCGGCAAGUGUUGGCUCUCUACGAUGAAUGUCAAAAAGAUCUGGAAGAAGAUGAAGAAUUGGAGAGAAAGAAGAAUGAAGCUGAACCCGGCGCUUCUGGAAUGGACGAGGCUAUGAUCUAUGCCGAGCUGUGUCAGCGGUGGCCUCUUCGAUAUCCCGAGAUGAAACUGACCAACAAGCAAUUGGUGAGCAUCCAUCAGCUUCUGACUCACAAUCCUCAAAGAGCAGAGGCCACUCCCGAAACAGCGUUUACCCUCGCUGACAUUUGGCGAAUGAUUGAGAAGUACGAUUCCGGCGAUUCACUCAUCUAUGAAGAAGAAUCAGCACGUAUCGAUGAGGAAGCAAUGCCUGAAGUUGAAUCAGGGACCAUCUAUGACCCAGAAACGCUCAGCAUGGAUCAAAUCCAAGAAUGGCUGAUCGAAACCCAAGGAGUCCAGUCAAAACUAGAAGUCAAGAGAGUCGAAUCGCGCCGGCCUCGGUUCGUUACCAAAAAUGUUCGAUUGUACUGGACCAAAGCGCGGAUUCUUGAUCUAGGAAUGUGCCGAUUACGUGCCAUCCAUCAAUUCCGUCGUUUCAAUCGACAGCAACGGCAUCGAACAAGCAUCCUGAAAUUAAUGAUCUCGGAAUGGAAGCGCAUGUAUCCGAAGUGUACCUUAAAGGCAUCUCAAAUUGCAGCCAAAUGCGCCGCGGAAUUGAGGGCAUUCAAGAGAGCAGAGAAGCAGGAUUUGGACCAAGUUGUUCAGCAAUGGACUCAGCAAUGUGCCGAGUUCUCAAAGAACGAGGAUCAAAAUGAAGUGAUUGAGGCCGGAAUGAAUGACGGAUUACUCGAUGAUGGCUUGGAAGAGGAUGGCUUUUUCUGUGAUAUCAACGGGAAGCCCAGCAAUAUAAAUAGGGUCGCAAGCCUAAGGUUGGUUGGAAAUAGUUCACGAAACUUUCACUACGACGAAGAUGUUUUGGAUUACAUCCGGGAGGUUCAAAGCCUCAGCAAGGGGAAUCAAGCGAUCACUUGGACUCCCGAAGUGAUUUGUGAUCUCAUGAAGGCGCGAGCUCGAGCGAGGAAACGCAUGCGAAAGUUGGACAAGGAAGUUGGAGAAAAUAAUACGGAUAUGAAAAGGCCCAAGGUGGAUGACAUGUUCUUAGAGGAAUGGCAGAAACUUCGACCUGAAUUGGACCACUUUUCCAUCUGGACUUUGUGGGCGUAUUCUCGAAAGUACGAUAACUUGAAGAAGCAACUGAUUUCGGAUCACCAACAAGGAUACUUCAAAGGUUCGGCCGACUCAGCCAAUGGACCUAAGUACAAAGCUGUGUACUUCAACGACUCGCUCAUUCCCAAAUUCGACUUGGAUAUCGUUGAAUGUCUCGACACCUUGAGUGAUCGGGUCAAAGAUCUUUUACGAACCCGGCAGUUUGCCAAAAUUCAAGACGAACUCGAGGGUUCCAAGUAUUCAUUGUCGUAUUUAUGGGAGGAACAAUGGAGAGUUCUCUAUCCCAAGUCUCGAGAAACGGGGUAUGAGCUGCAGCGCCAAUUGUAUUUUUGGGAAUCAUUCGAAGAAAACCUCGAAUUACUCAAGCCUGCGUUAAUCAAAAUGGAACGUGACAAUAGUGAUGAUUUCGAAAGCCGUUUCAAUGCAACCGCCGUCAAAAAUGACCUACCGCCCAUUCCUCCGCGAACUUCAGUGUACCCUGAACUCUCUAAAGACGCCUUCAAUGUGGUGUGCCGAUCUCGAAUCCCACCCAAGUCCAAUUCUCGUCUACCUCCAGAAGAAUGCUUGUUGUAUUGUCAUCGCGAUUUAUUCACUGAGAAACGCGAUCAUUUGGAUCUGCCUGCCAUUGAAGUGACAGCAAUGGAAACCGAUGAUCCCAAUACCGAAGAGUUUGUGGUGAUCAAUACUCCAAAACUGAAGAAAGAAAAAACUCCAGUUCACGUUCUCAGAGACAUCAAAGAUCCUCUAAAAUGUCCCACGUGCGAUACCAAGUACAACAAUGUCAACAAUGCCUUAUACCACAUACCGCUUCACCAAGAUAUUCGUCGAUACCAAGAAAAGACGCCAACUACGACACCGACACUCCACCACCAUUAAAUGGCUUUUCAAAACUGAAAUUGAUCCAACCUCAAGGUUUCUAAUCUCCAAAGCUCUCCCAUCAUGUUCCUUCCCGCUGUCGAAAAAUCCUGUCGGUUAAUUAUGAAGUUAAUUGCGGCUCCCCUGUGCUGAACCAAAAACAAUUGUAUUAUGUAAGUUAAAUCUGGAAGGAAAUUGAAAAUCAAUAAACCGAUAAUAUUCUUGAA